UCCACUCUUUCACUCCCUCCCCGACUUCUCCAAAACAUUGUUGUUUGUCUACCACCUGUGCGCGUCCUUCCGCCUGGUCCAUAUCCUAUCUCACUCCCAGAAUGAACAAGUUUCGUUUUGGCGACUCCGACGAGUCGGCCUCCGAUCUCGACGACGAUACCUCCGGCCUGCCAUUCCCCGAACCUCUGUCCCGCGCCUCCUUUCUGGCGCCGGAUUUCGACCCCGCCGCCUACCUCUCCUCCUUGACCAACCGCCACCAGAGUCUGGAAGACUUGCGACAAGAACUACGAGACCUCGACCAAUUGCUCAGCCGGGAGCUGCUCGACCUGGUCAACGAGAACUACCAGGAUUUCCUGUCGCUGGGGAUCGCACUGCAAGGUGGCGAGGAGAAGGUCGAGCAGGUGCGCGUCGGGCUCUUGGCCUUCCAGCGCGAUGUGCGGGCGAUCCGCGACAAGGUGGAGGCCCGGCAGGCGGAGGUCGAAGGGCUGCUGAAAGAGAAGAAGCGGCUAAAGGGUGAGGUCAACGUGGGACGCGCGUUGCUGGACUACGUCGAUCGCAUCGAGGAGCUGGAGAGGAAACUCAUGAUCGGAGACGCCGCUCGCCCACCGCGCGCCGAGCCCUCCGCUCCCGAGGGCGAGUCGGACUCGGACCUGCUGGACAGCGCCAGCGAGGACAGCGAGGAGGACGAGGAGGAACUGGCCAAAGGGGCUUCGGCAACCCCGCUCGUGUCGCUGAAAACGCUCGAGCACCAUAUCCAGAAAUAUCUCUACCUGACGCGGCUGGCGGCCCGCAUUGGCGAGGAACAUCCCUUCAUCCAAGGCCAGCGGACCCGGGUCUCGAAGAUUCGAUCGGCGCUGCUCCUGGAUCUGAAAACGGCCCUGGACCAGGCCAGCCGUGCGGGUGACAAGCGGGACAAGAGAACGAUGGCGAUCUUACGCCUCUACAAGAUCAUGGGUGAGGACGCCACAGCGGUGUCUGCACUGAAGAACAUGAAAUCCUAGAUCCUUUCUCCUCAUAACAAGAGUGAAAGCCACUCGUGCAUAGCGUCGGCGUUUUGGGGAAAGUCUUAUGCCUUUGAAUAUAUAUGUCAAACAAUACCAUUAUACACCGUGUCCUGCCUAAUGAAACAU
This is a messenger RNA of Aspergillus japonicus CBS 114.51, 1130 nucleotides long. Its product is annotated as COG2 family protein. Gene Ontology annotation, cellular component: COG complex; membrane. Gene Ontology annotation, biological process: intra-Golgi vesicle-mediated transport; Golgi organization; protein transport. NCBI's taxonomy places the organism in Eukaryota, Fungi, Ascomycota, Eurotiomycetes, Eurotiales, Aspergillaceae. Bases 102 to 1001 code for a protein of 299 amino acids. The transcript is spliced from 2 exons. The record is from RefSeq and is a predicted model, not a curated record.